This is a messenger RNA of Eutrema salsugineum, 1714 nucleotides long. Its product is annotated as probable protein S-acyltransferase 9. Gene Ontology annotation, cellular component: Golgi apparatus; endoplasmic reticulum. The record is from RefSeq and is a predicted model, not a curated record. The transcript is spliced from 5 exons. The coding region runs from base 242 to 1477 and encodes 411 amino acids. Gene Ontology annotation, molecular function: protein-cysteine S-palmitoyltransferase activity. NCBI's taxonomy places the organism in Eukaryota, Viridiplantae, Streptophyta, Magnoliopsida, Brassicales, Brassicaceae. Gene Ontology annotation, biological process: peptidyl-L-cysteine S-palmitoylation; protein targeting to membrane.
ACUAUCAUGUUCGUCUUGGGAGACACAAUCCAGAAACGAAAACGCUCUCUGUGAGAGAGAUCACAUUCACCACGAAUCGUACAAAACCCACCAUUUAUCUUUCUUUUCGCUAUAACUCUCUUCUGGGUUUGCAUCAUUUUCCGCGCUUACUCUUUAAUGAGAUGAAUCGGCAAAGAAAUUUCCAGGAUCUUCCAAUUGGUCAGAGAGUAGCGAAGAGUGUCUGAUCCGUUCGCUGAUUCUAAUGGCGAGACGGGUCCACGAAGCCUGGAAGGGAAGUAAUAAGUUUUUAUUUGGUGGGAGAUUGAUAUUUGGGCCAGACGCUUGGUCUCUUCCUUUUACCUUGCUGCUCAUCAUAACUCCAGUUAGUUUGUUCUCUGUAUUUGUUGCAACACAUCUUCGCCACGAGUUCUUACCGAGCACCGCAGGGGAUGCAAUCUUAGUGGUAGCGAUUUUAUUUACUGUUUUCGUACUGAUCCUGCUAUUCCUCACUUCUGCGCGAGAUCCUGGAAUCGUUCCAAGAAAUUCGCAUCCGCCUGAGGAAGAAUUAUGCUAUGAUACGACUGUGUCAAGUGAUGGAAGACAAACACCCACUGUUCAAAUCCCUAGGACGAAAGAAGUCAUGAUUUAUGGCGUUUCUGUUAGAGUUAAAUACUGCGAUACAUGCAUGCUUUAUCGGCCUCCUCGUUGCUCACAUUGUUCCAUAUGCAAUAAUUGUGUUGAGCGUUUUGAUCAUCAUUGCCCGUGGGUAGGCCAGUGCAUUGGAGUGAGAAACUAUAGGUACUUCUUUAUGUUUGUUUCCUCUGCAACCCUUCUCUGCAUCUACGUGUUUUCGAUGUCUGCUUUAUACAUCAAGGUUCUGAUGGAUAACAAUCAAGGUACUGUGUGGAGGGCAAUGCGAGAAUCACCUUGGUCUGUUAUGUUGAUGAUAUAUUGCUUUAUUUCCCUGUGGUUUGUUGGAGGGCUUACUGGAUUCCAUUUGUAUCUUAUUAGUACAAAUCAGACGACCUAUGAGAAUUUCCGGUACAGAUCAGACAAUAGAAUCAACGUUUAUAACCGUGGUUGUUCAAACAAUUUUCUUGAGACAUUUUGCUCGAAAGUUAAGCCCUCGAGGAAUGACUUCAGAGCGUUCACCAAAGAAGAGCCUCCGAGAAAUAUUACAUUGGCUACCACAUGGGAAAGAGCGGAAGAUGAAGUAAGUAUGGAGGAACGGCGUCAGAAGGUGGAAGACGAUUUAGACAUUGAUGAAGAUGUUAUAAAACUACAGCAGCGUUCUAAUGCUGAAGAGGGUAUCGAUACUGCUAAUCACAGGGUCGAUAUUGACCAAAUGAGAGUGGGGUCUAAUGAGAGAGCACCAACUAUUCGAUCAGAAGCGAGGCAUGGAAACUGGGGAACAAGAAGCAAAGCACAGAAGGAUAUGAUUGUUGGUUCUUCAGUCAGUGAGAGUAGAAGCUAUGCAGCUGCAGAGGAAGGACGGUGAUGAGUGAACAGUGGAAGUAAUUAAAAAGGUUUCUUUUUCUUGCUGAGUGAAAUUGUUUUAAUUUUUUCACUAUAUUACGGGUUUAGACCCUCGUGGUUUGGUUUGGGAGUUGUGAACAUUAUAGUUGGGGCAACUGUGAAUAAGUUUAGUGUAAGCUUGGAGUUGUGUAGGAGUCAAAACUAAGUUUUGUUUGUUCAACUUUUUGAAUGUUUAGCCAUUAUAAUUUCUAAUGAUUGA